AUGGCGCGCUGCGAGCGGCUGCGCAGCGCGGCCCUGCGCGACUUGCUGGGCCAGGCGCAGGGCGUCUUGUUCGACUGCGACGGGGUGCUGUGGAACGGCGAGCGCACCGUGCCGGGCGCCCCCGAGUUGCUGCAGCGGCUGGCGCGGGCGGGCAAGACCACGCUUUUCGUGAGCAACAACAGCCGGCGCGCGCGGCCCGAGCUGGCGCUGCGCUUCGGCCGCCUGGGCUUCGCGGGGCUGCGCGCUGAGCAGCUCUUCAGCUCAGCGCUGUGUGCCGCGCGCCUGCUGUGCCAGCGUCGUCUGCCUGGGUCGCCCGACGCGCCGGGCACCGUGUUCGUGCUGGGCGGUGAGGGGCUGCGCGCGGAGCUGCGUGUGGCGGGGUUGCGCCUGGCGGGGGACCCCGGCGACGACGGCUCGCGCGUGCGCGCCGUGCUCGUGGGCUACGACGAGCACUUCUCCUUCGCCAGGCUGAGCGAGGCGUGCGCGCACCUGCGCGACCCCGACUGCUUCCUGGUAGCCACCGAUCGCGAGCCUUGGCACCCGCUCAGCGACGGAAGCCGGACCCCCGGUACCGGAAGCCUGGUUGCAGCCGUGGAGACAGCCUCAGGACGCCAGGCCCUGGUGGUGGGCAAACCCAACCCCUACAUGUUCCAGUGCAUCGCCGAAGACUUCAGUGUGGACCCCACCCGCACCCUGAUGGUGGGUGACCGCCUGGAGACCGACAUCCUCUUUGGCCACCGCUGUGGCAUGACCACCGUGCUCACACUCACAGGGGUCUCACGCCUCGAAGAAGCCCAGGCUUACCUGGUAGCUGGUCAACAUGACCUUGUGCCUCACUGCUACGUGGAGAGCAUUGCAGACUUGAUGGAGGGGCUGGAGGACUGAACCCACCUCCCCCAUUCCCCGAUCCCGUAGAUGGAGGCGGGCCAUGAGUCACAUUCGGCAACAUGAGCUGCCUGGCCCAGGUGUCUCCCCCAGUGAAGGGAAGCUGGAAUCCAGGAAGGUUUGUGGGCCCUCAUACCCCUCCCAGCAGUGGCUGGACACGCUGCUGUUCAGAAGCUGUCCCUCCACAUCUUGAAGGUUCACCCUGGCCUGAGCCCACCUGGGGUCACCUCCCCUUCUUGAAAAUGUGUGUGUGUGUGUGUGUGUGUGUGUGUGUGUGUGUGUGUGUAUAUAUAUAUAUAUAUAUAUAUAUAUAUAUAUAUAUAUAUAUAUAUUGGACCUCGAAACCACAUGAAAAAUUUCUCCAACCCUGAGUACUUAAUUAAGUUCCUUCCCUUCCCUGGGAUCUGUAAUGCUCUGUCCUUAGGUCCUUGUUGACCAAUCAGAAGUCUAGGAAACUCCAGCUAUUAACAGCCUAUAAAGGAAAGCUGCCAGUAGUGACUGACAUGUUAGUGUCUCACAGUGGGCCCUCAGUGGACCAAGUAGGAGCUUAAAGACCACUUUGCAGGGGCUGGAGAGAUGGCUCAGAGGUUAAGAGCAUUGCCUGCUCUUCCAAAGGUCCUGAGUUCAAUUCCCAGCAACCACAUGGUGGCUCACAACCAUCUGUAAUGCGGUCUGGUGCCCUCUUCUAGCCUGCAGGUAUACACACAGACAGAAUAUUGUAUACAUAAUAAAUAAAUAUUAAAAAAAUAGAACACCUUGCAUAUCCUAGAGCCCUAGAGCACCAGUCAGAAGGCUAAGUGACAUUGACCUCUGGAUGUCCAUCAGGACAACAAUGACCCACUGGCCUCUUAGAUCCCAAAGAGAACAAUCUACAAGUCUGCGACAUGGUGGCUUUUCGAUAAUCCUGGGCUGACUGGAUCAGCCAGGAGACCAGGUCCUAGGAGGGCAGGGUGAUGAAUGCCUGUACUUAUAGCACUUGGGAGGCUGAGGCAGGAGGAUUGCUCUGAGUUUGGUGACCUGGGUAAGACCUCAUUUCAAAAAGACCAACUUGAAAGUCAGCCUCCUCCAGGAACUGAUCCGUGGGCCCUCUGUGACCCUGGGUGGGAUGGAUGGUCGCCCCAGCUUGGAAGGGGCCCUUGUGUCCCGCCCCUUGAAGUCAGUGUUUGCUGUGCCACCUCUCCAGCUGCUCAUUCCCAGCGACGUGAUUGUUUGUAUUUAUUGUGCGCCAGUGGAGAUGGGGGCGGGGUGGGACCUUCCCGCCACCUCCAGCCUCGUAACCAGUCCUUGAACUUAAUAAAAUGUAAGUGGGAGUGUCUGUA
Arvicola amphibius (Eurasian water vole) is the source of this 2204-nucleotide messenger RNA. RefSeq names its product pyridoxal phosphate phosphatase-like. Gene Ontology annotation, molecular function: pyridoxal phosphatase activity. Gene Ontology annotation, cellular component: cytoplasm. The coding region runs from base 1 to 885 and encodes 294 amino acids. Lineage: Eukaryota; Metazoa; Chordata; Mammalia; Rodentia; Cricetidae. The record is from RefSeq and is a predicted model, not a curated record. The transcript has a single exon.